Molecule: messenger RNA, 1791 nt
Organism: Aethina tumida (small hive beetle)
Lineage: Eukaryota; Metazoa; Arthropoda; Insecta; Coleoptera; Nitidulidae
Product: TRAF-type zinc finger domain-containing protein 1
Exons: 8
Coding region: 276-1655 (459 amino acids)
Source: RefSeq, a predicted model, not a curated record
GCCUACUUCAAAGUGACGUUUCAUCGUUUUACGACUUUGAUUUUGUUAUAUUCACAUUUUAGAUAACUGCUCCAUCGGCGGAUUAGCGUUGCAUAACGAAGAUUUUUCGGAAAAGUGCGCGUCGGAAAUAGAAAGCCGAAUUCUAUUAAUAGAACGCGUGGAAUGGACGGUGUAAAAAUAGCGGUGUUUCAUUAAACGAUCGUCUUUCCUGAAGGAUUAGUGCUGCUUUUGUGUCUGUGUUUUAAACAGUUUUACCGCGAUUUGUCGCGAAUAAAAUGGAUCGCGAAGUCGAACAUGAACUUUGUGCUAACUGUAAAAAGGAAAUUCCCCAGCCUAACUAUGUGAUGCACACAGUGCAUUGUGCACGCAACAUAACGCUGUGUAAAACCUGUAACGAACCGUUCCCCAAAUCGCAGUACGACGAUCAUGCGAGAUCCUGCAAGAAGCCGAUAUUAAGAAAACCGUCUCCGCCCCCCACUUCUAUCGAAAAGAGUAGUUAUUACCAGCAACGUAAAGUUGUGGAAGAAGAGAAGACCGCCAAAUGGAAAGAGGAGAGGAGACAACGGCACGAAAGAUUGGUGGACACUGGAUACACUUUACGCGCACCCUCGCAAGAUGCAUCGGCGGUUAAAAAGGUGGAAACUGUUAAAAAAGAAGAAACUAAAAAACCUGCAAGUCAAAAUGGGGCGGUGCCAAGAUUGGUGAACCCCCCGCCUAAGAGUAGCGGUCUUUUGGCAUGCAAGUACUGCGACCUGGAACUGCCCAAGCUCGAUCUCGAGGAGCACGAGAAUUACUGCGGCUCCAGAACUGAUAAGUGCUUGGAAUGCGGGGAGUUAGUCAUGUUUAAGUACAAGCAGCUGCACAUGGAUACGAACCACGGAUUUUUAAAGCUCAAAGACGAACCAGGUCCGAGACCGUCGUGGGAUUCGACGACCCAAAGAAGCGCCUCCGCGUCUUCGGCUUUGGACUCGCCGAGAAGACGACCCGUGGAUCAUCUGGCUAAUUUCGAUUACGAUCCUUUGCCCUACAUGCCAAACGCCUUUCAAGCGGGACUUCGACCGCAAGGUAUUAAAAUUGAAAAGGGCGAGAGUUACAAAGAGAUCUCCAGAAGGCUUGACUGUAAGACGGAAUACAUAAGGAACUUGUUGCACGAUUCGGCAAGCAUAACUAUUCCGUUGAGGCACAGCGGAACUGCGCCCAGAAACCAUUUCAAUCACAACAAAGGUCCGGCGCCGCAGCCGCCGCGACGCAGGAACCCCCCGACCGAACUGCAAGUCCCCUGCGAGUACUGCAGCGUACCGUUUCCACAUGAGGACCUGAUCGACCACGAGAACAUCUGCAGACUGAUCAGGGGACGCAGAAGCGACGUGACGAUCCCGUGCGAGUUCUGCGACGUGCCCAUACUCGAGGAGGAUCUGAUCUUGCAUCAGACCGGGUGCAGACCGGAUCUCACCCAAAGGAUGCCAAGAAGACACAACAGGUCACCGAUAGAAAACGACGAUUAUUACGUGCCGCCGCCGCAGCCACAACAGCAACAGCAACAGCAACAGGCUGCUCAAGCUCCGAGUUCUCCGGAAGUCGAACUUCCAUGUGAAUUUUGCGCAGACAUGUUCCCAGCAUCUCAAUUGUUGCGUCACCAAGCAACGUGCUCAUAAAUUUUAAUGUUUAUAUACAUAUAUUUUUGCUUAUACUAACAUUAUUUAGCUAUUUCAAUAAAAAUAUGUUUUGAUUUUAAUUUGUAUUUUGUAUUUGUAGAUUAAUCUAUUAAUAAAAAAAUUUAAUACAUUUUGA